GCAGUAAUUAACAGUGUAAAAAUCUGCGUGCUGCUGGAAGGAGAUGAUCACCGGGCUUAUCAAACGCUCAACAAACAGUGCGCUGGACUGCAUUUCCAUCCCAAAGUUUUAUUUUAUCUCGACUCGCUGUGGAUCUUAAACCACUGCUGGAACGCGCAGACGUCCGUGUUUCUAUUGGCUGUGCGCAGCGUCGCUCAGAGGAAUGACGAUUUUGCUGCUAUAACCAGCUGAUGCUGAGGCUAUGAACGCGGAGCCUCUGAAGAACUGUUGACGGUACAUUGACACCCCGUCAUCGGCAUUAUGCCUGCGGAUUCGGUCUCCCGUCCGUCCAAAGACUGAGUGAGUAGGACAUUUGAUCGUGUCACGACGCACAGGCCCGGGUUUCCCCCCUCCUCCAUCUCCUGUCGCUCCACAUGAUGUUUCUUCGUCUUCCCACAUCAUCAUUUUCAUGGGCAUGAUGCUCCGUGCUUCACAGAUUGAGCUUUCUCACCUCGUACAGGCGUCACAUCGCAUCUGCAGGUUUGCCGGCAUGCAGUGUUGGAUGGAAAUAGAAGAAGGACAUCAGCACAUGGAAUAAAGGGAGCGCAAAGGACAUCUGAAUACACUCAACUGAGAUACCUAAUAAUUACAAUAAUAAGAGAUUUUUAAAAAAACAAAAAAAGUCCAGAAAAGAGGCAGAGAGAGAAAGAGAGAAGCUAUGGUGUAAAGGGAGUGAAGAUGGGCCGUGAUCAGACGCUUGCAAUGUUCCUCCUGGAGUCCACAGUUCACUCCACCGGCUGGUCAAAGCAGGAGUCUCCUCGCUAAAAACCCGAGCAGCUCAUUUCACCCGCUGGAGGAGCCCUCACUCUCGGUGAUGUAAUGAAUAAGUUUGAAGUCCUUGGCAUUGUGGGCGAAGGAGCAUAUGGAGUGGUGCUCAAGUGCAGGCAUAAGGAAACCAAUGAGCUGGUGGCGAUUAAGAAGUUCAAAGACAGUGAAGAAAAUGAGGAGGUCAAAGAGACCACUCUUCGGGAGCUGAAGAUGCUUCGGACACUGAAGCAGGACAACAUCGUCGAGCUGAAGGAGGCUUUUCGAAGGCGGGGGAAGCUCUACCUCGUCUUCGAAUAUGUUGAGAGGAAUAUGCUGGAGCUACUAGAGGAAAUGCCCAACGGUGCUCCGCCUGACAAAGUCCGCAGCUAUAUUUACCAGCUCAUCAAAGCCAUCAACUGGUGUCACAAGAAUGAGAUUGUGCACAGAGAUAUUAAACCAGAGAACCUCCUUAUCAGCUCCGAGGAUGUUCUCAAACUUUGUGACUUUGGUUUUGCUCGUAACCUGUCUGAAGGAACAGAUGCCAACUACACUGAGUAUGUCGCCACAAGGUGGUACCGCUCACCUGAGCUGCUGCUAGGGGCUCCUUAUGGAAAGGCGGUGGACAUGUGGUCGGUGGGGUGUAUCCUCGGGGAGCUGAGUGAUGGACAGCCCUUGUUUCCAGGGGAAAGUGAGAUUGAUCAGCUUUUUACCAUUCAGAAGGUUUUGGGGCCACUUCCUGCAGAACAGAUGAAACUCUUCUACAACAACCCUCGAUUUCAUGGAAUCAGGUUUCCAUCAGUUACUCAUCCUCAGACUUUGGAGAGACGUUACCAAGGCAUCUUGAGUGGUUUGAUGUUGGAUUUGAUGAAGAAUCUGUUGCUGCUCAACCCUACUGAGCGUUACCUAACAGAGCAGAGUUUGAACCAUCCAGCCUUCCAGCCUCUGAGGCAGGCAGAGAGAGAGAGGCCUCCGCCUGCUUCUCCCAACCCGCCACGCUCCUCCAAGAGAAAAACACACCAUCAUGGAGAAAACACGGUUCCUACAAGGAGUCACACUAAGAGUUCAAGCCGUCGUUCCAAUAGCAAAGAAUGUUCCAGCCUCCCUCGCCACGGAGACCUCCAUCACCUCGGGAAUGAGAGUUUUCUCAACGGCAACAAACCGGCACCAUCCAGUUUAAGUCCGACUCUGCACCCCAAGGGCCAGUACAUGUCCCAGACUCUUAAUCGUUCUAUCUCCUCCAGCAAAGAUCUGGUUAACAACAACCUGCCACACCUGCUCAGCCCCAAAGAAUCCAAAAGCAAAACAGAGUUUGAUUUCAACUUGGGGCCCUCCCCGAAGUUGCCGGACCAGGGACAUGGGGUAAAGUAUGGCCACGGCAAACCCAGCUCCUCUCGCUCUCAGCAGCAACAGCAGCAGCAGCAGCAGCAGGUCAGUCGGCACACUUUCCUGGAAAACAAAACUAACACCCUACAGUCUGGGGCAGAAAAACAACACAGUCGACACGCCCACAGUAUGGCCGACUCUGCCCACGGAUCCAUGUCCUCAUCCUCUAAGAGCUCAGCGUCUUAUCUCAGUCUGUCCAAGAGCCACAGCGGACUGAGCGAUGCCAAAUCUGUGGGGAAUCUCAGCGACGGUCGACUCCACCCGGAUGACCCAAACUCUAACACGACAGCUGGGGUGGGACCCAGUGCCCGCUUCUUCCCUGCCAGCUGUUUAGACCUCAACACCCCUUCAGGUCCUUCUGGGCCUCCUGGCAGCCCCUCUACUCGACACAGUGAUCGAUCUGGACACAGCCCCGCCUCUCGUAGCAGCGGCAAUGCCCGCAUGGAGAGCAGCACGCUGGACUCUUCAUCCAGGCACAAAUCCAGACAUAAAUCUUUAGUGCCAGAGGACGCUGGUGCUCCGGAGCUCUUGGACCCAGGAGGACCUGGGAUGCCCUCCACUCACACUCUGCCUUCCCCUCACGAGUCUUAUCAUUACGGCCUCGGCUAUACCUCGCCUUUCUCCUCUCAGCAGCGGCCACAGCGCCACUCCAUGUACGUGAGAAGGGAACGCCACCGACCACACGGAGUGGAGACGGCGAUGGCGGGCUUGCCUCCGCCGGGGCAGGCGAUACCAACACGAGCCAGUAGCCUGCAGCUCCUCUCCCCACAGCUGCAGCACAGGACCACCCUCGCUGGACACUCAGUGAGUUCUUCGAGGGAGGACUGCACGGACGACAUGACGAGGAGUGAGCAGUCCCCUAAAGACAUGAGCCACCCUUGUGCCCCCAUCAAAGACUCUACGCGGGACAACACUGCUGCUUUUCUUACACAGCGCUCUAAAAACGAGGUUGGCAUGUACCACGACCCUCAUGUUGAGGACGGAGCUUCCUCCAAGGAGAACCGGAUGAUCUUCACUGAGUCCAUGCCUCGGAGAGUAGGGAGCUUUUAUCGAGUCCCUUCUCCCAGGCCAGAUAACUCCUCUUUCCACGACGGCGUCGGCCAGGGUCGAGGCCCAGUCGUACCCAUUGUACCCGGAGACCCUGUCGCCAUGGCCAACCACUCCAAACGCCAGACUGCUUUUGACUGGACUACUGCAGAAGCAAUGGUCAUGAAUCCUCCAGAGCCCGCCAAAGAGAAGGAAAAGCAAGGCUUCUUCAGAGCCAUUAAAAAGAAAAAGAAGAAGUCACAAAUAACCGACAUGGAGGACGGGAGGAAUCCCAGCAUCAAGAAAAGCCUUUUUCCCCUCUUUAGCUCUAAAAAUAGCUUAAAGCACAACUCAGCUGUCAAAGUCCUACCUGUAGUCGCCUCGCCUAUGGUACAACACCAGCCUGCCGCGCCCUACCCUGCCUCACCAGUUCCCGGGAACGGACAGGAUCACUUGUCCCUGCAGAGGAGCUCCAAGUCGUCCUCUCACCACAGCAGCCGGCGGAAAAACCGCGAGCGAUCCCGAGACAGAGAUCGAGACCGGGAACAGAGCCGGGACAGAGACCGAGACAGGGAGAGGGAACGGGAGCGAGAACGAGAGAGAGAAAGGGAGAGAGAGAGGGAGAGAGGGAGGGAGAGAGAGAGAGUCACUGACUGGCCGGACAAACAAGUGGACUCACACUCUCAGAGCCAACCACUCAAGUCACUACGUAGGCUCCUUCACCUCUCCCCUUCUUCCUCAAAUCAAGGACAGGCUCCCCCUCCUCCUCCUCCUCAAGACCUGCGCUUCCAAGCCCCCAUGCCCAACCCUCCUCAGCCCUCCUCCAAAGCAGGCUACCCCGAGGGUCGAGGUCAUGCCGACAGCAGGGGGCACACUGGGGUGAGCAGCUCCACCCAGGCUAAGAGCCGCAAGGCCAGCUACCCCCUGCCGGGACAGAUAGAGUCCAGCUGGCACGUAUCUGCUUUACAGCGGGCAGAGGGCGCUCAGUUCACCCCUGAACAGCUGGGCAUCAAACCGGGUCAGAAUGGACCCACUUUUACCCGAGCCUCCCGCACCAGGAUGCCAAACCUCAACGACCUGAAGGAGACCGCCCUCUAAAACCUCUCAACCACACCACCUCCGAUGCAGCUCCAUCCCGGAAGCACCUGCCAGAAUGCAGACAUCGUAGUACUGCAGUAAGGGUCUACACAAGAGCCUUUUUCACUGGAUCAAGUCCUAAUUCAGAAAUGUAGUAAUCUGUCGAUGCUCAUGCCUCUGAAAUCUAAAAGCCUAGACGUUGACCGGCCAAACACCUGGGACAGUGUGGUUUAGGGAAGCAAAGAUAGGGAAGGGCCCAUCCUUUCUUGAGAUGCCAGUACUGUAUCAGCUCUAUAUUAUUGUCUGUCUCUACUUGCAAGGUUACAUCAGAAUAAGCUGAUCAUCCCUGUCAAGGAGACACUGCCCAUGUGGCCUCUUUGCUGCCAUCUUCUGCUCACAGGACGCUACUGCAACACAUUAGACAGCCGCUGUCAUAGCAGUGGCCAAUAAACUCAAAUGUUUUUCAAGCUCUGAUAUUUGAUAAGAACAUAAAAAAUGAUUUAUAUUAACAUUAUUUAUGAAAUAUUUAUUUGUUUUAAAUUCAAGGAUAUAAGCUAUAAAUGACACAGUAUGUAGGUUAUAUGGGAAUAUUAUAAGGUAAUAUAGAAUUAAAUGUGUAAUUGCAAGAGCUUUAGUUUCGACACAAAGAAAUGCAUAGAUAUUUAUGUGUUGAUAAUACAAUAUGUCACAAGGAAUAUUUAAUAAUGGUGAAUGUCUUUUUUUUUGUUUGUUUGUUUGAUUUGAUAUGUUAUUAGCAGAUUAUCAUGUUAUGUUGUUUUUACCCUUUUUUCUGAUUGUUUCAUCAAAAUGUAAAAAGAAAUACUGACAAAUAUAUAAAAUAUCUGAUAUUACAAAUAGUGCAAAUCUGCCCAUCACCCUCAUGACAUCAGUUUUGACGUUUUGUGACAAGUUGGGCUAUUUGUUAGCAGGGUUUGGUAGCAGAACAGCCAGAGUGAGACUGUUAGGCUCUGUGCUUCACAUAUUGUAAUUGUCAGGUCAUUUUAUCUUACAUUCCCAUUGUCGCAGUUUUCAAAUUUGCCCAUUUUUCAGUCCCUCAGUUCGUUUAGUGACAAACAGCUUUCCAGCAUCUUGUUGCUGCCAUGUUGGUUUUGUCCACAGCCUUAAAAACCAUUUAACGGGCAUCUUCGCCCACAUCACCACGCAGCUCUAGUGAGGGAGGUUUACCUAACAUGACAUUGAAAAUUUAAAGUGUUUUGAGACGGCAGGGAAGCUCUCUGCAAAAAGGCAUACCUCACCUGCAACCUUUAAAAUCUUAAAGGAUAAGUCUGGUAAUACUUUAUCUUUAUCCAUUUAUUUAUUUUGUCAGAAAUUCCAAGUGCAUUGUCUGUGCAGCCAAAGUGGGGUGUAUGUGCUCUAAAAAUCUUUAGAUUCAUUUUAAUUUGUUAUUGAAAUUUGUUAUUGACUAAAGUAGAGAAUAUGCUCAUUUAAAUAUAGUAAGUACAGUACUUGAGUGAAUGUGGUUUCUUACAUCCCCCCACUGGCUGGGUGUGGGCUUUUCAUAGGACUUUGCUGACGUCAUGAAUUAUAUGAAAUAACACCAGACUUAUCCUAUAAUAUGUGUUUACAUUUCCUGUGUGCAUUUUAAAAGCUUGUGUUAUCAAGAGUUUUGUAAAAGUCUUUUGUAAAUCUGAAUUUGAUUUUCCAAUUUGCAUUACUAUUAACAUUAACAGUCAUAAUCAGGGAUGAUUUUACUUAACUUGAUUGUUCAUUAAAGCAUUUACUAAUUGUCUUCUGA
This is a messenger RNA of Neolamprologus brichardi, 6028 nucleotides long. RefSeq names its product cyclin dependent kinase like 5 (gene cdkl5). Gene Ontology annotation, cellular component: dendrite cytoplasm; nucleus. Gene Ontology annotation, molecular function: protein kinase activity; ATP binding. Gene Ontology annotation, biological process: positive regulation of axon extension; protein phosphorylation; regulation of dendrite development. NCBI's taxonomy places the organism in Eukaryota, Metazoa, Chordata, Actinopteri, Cichliformes, Cichlidae. The record is from RefSeq and is a predicted model, not a curated record.